AUCUUUGAGUACCAGCGCAGUCGAGGAGGCCACGCGGUUCUCGAGACUACGGCCGAGAACGAGUCGCACAACGAGCCGGCGAUGAGGAAGCUACGCGAGAUGUACCACGAGACGCACUACGACCUCAUCGAUCACCUUCGUGGAAGCGACGGCCUCACGAAAGCGAUCUACUCCCCGGACAUCGGAGACGCGAUCUGCCGCGCGUACGUCGAGCUACAAGGUGCCGAAGACUUUGCGUACGGCACCGCAUGGGCACUCACGACGGCGAGGGCGGUGAACUAUGUGGACGUGAAGCGAGAUGAGGACGAGUGGCGC
This is a messenger RNA of Symbiodinium necroappetens, 315 nucleotides long. NCBI's taxonomy places the organism in Eukaryota, Dinophyceae, Suessiales, Symbiodiniaceae. The record is from the annotation of a GenBank genome assembly.